AUGCUUCGUUCCAUUGAAGAGGCUGACAAGCCAGCCAAGAGGGGUAAGAAGUCUGAAACACAGAAGGAAGGACCGGUCAUUAAACCAACCAAGGGGCAAACCCCCAAGAAGAGGAAAUCUGAUAAAGCUGCCACUUCUCAGGCUCAACCGAAAAAGCAGAAGAAGCCUGCUAGGAGACUUAUUCUUCAAUCCUCCAGUUAUUCGGAUUCCGAAUAUGUCCCUCCUAAGCAGAAGAACGCUCCACCUUCAGAAUCUGAGAGCGAAAGCUCUGAUGAAGAGGCUUCGGGCCGAGGGGACACUCCGCCUCGCUCCCCUACUCCAGAAAUUCCGGUUCGCUCUUCUCCUCCUUCACCUCCACCGGUUACCAUCCCAGUUUCCAUCCCUCCUAUCUCUCCAAUUACCACCCCUCAAUCCUUCACCACAAUUCCUAUUCUCACACCCAUUUUCACAGAUACAACUACUACCACUACUACAAAACCUACCUUUACUGUUCCCAAUCCACCUGUAACCGAACCUCCUGUCACAACCGAACCUCCAUCUUCAUCAAAACCCUUAUCCCCUACACCAUCUACUGAAACAACCCCUAUUUUAGGCGAGGCUGCCUUAAAGGCAUUGUUCUCUUCGGUCGUCGCCGAACACAGUGCCACUUUAUCUACUGCAGCCAAGGCUAUAGAAGCCUCCACUUCCCAAUGUCAACAGGCUUAUCUCGCUGUUGAUGCCUCUACUAAGGAGUUCAAGGAAGCGACCGCAAAAGUCGAUAAACUAGUUUCAGAAGCUCACUUAUUUCUAGACUCUUUGCAGGCUGCUGCUGCCAAAAAUGCUGAAACUGUCAAUACUUCAGUAGAGAAUCUUCAAAGGUCUCUUCAAUCUGAGCGCUCGAGUCUUGAAGCGGCACGCCAAGCAAUUGAAGAAGCCAAUGAAUCACUCCAUGCUAAUGUCAACGAACGAUUAACUCAACUGGAAGCGGAAUUAGCAGUGGAAAAUCGGAUUAUGGAUGAGCUCGACAGACGUACAGCCCAGCUUAAAUUGCAAACACACAAGCUGCGUACUGCUAAUGUUGAGAUUAAUGAUCUCAAGUAA
Molecule: messenger RNA, 1080 nt
Organism: Lactuca sativa (garden lettuce)
Lineage: Eukaryota; Viridiplantae; Streptophyta; Magnoliopsida; Asterales; Asteraceae
Source: RefSeq, a predicted model, not a curated record